This is a messenger RNA of Ipomoea triloba (trilobed morning glory), 916 nucleotides long. RefSeq lists its product as uncharacterized. The coding region runs from base 122 to 775 and encodes 217 amino acids. The transcript has a single exon. Lineage: Eukaryota; Viridiplantae; Streptophyta; Magnoliopsida; Solanales; Convolvulaceae. The record is from RefSeq and is a predicted model, not a curated record.
UCCACAAUUUCCAAAGAAAUUUAUCCGUUAAAACUUCAGUCCAAUCCUCUCCCCCACGAACACGAAACCUCACACCUUUCCCAUUCUCUCCGUGCAUGAAAACCUCAGAGUUACUGUAAAGAUGGCCGGCGGUAUAAGCAAACUCGGCACAGCGCUCGCCGUGAUCUUCGUUGUCUUAUUAGCAGCGCUCAUCGCCCAGCUCGUUUUCGUGCUCUGGCGCCGCCGCGCCUUCCGCCGUAGAAUCCCGCCGCCGGAAAGUGGGAUCGGCGACGUGGAGAGCCAAUCUCAGUCGUCCUCUUUCUUCUCCGUUCCCUCUAAGGAGCUCUUCUUGUUUCUCUGCCUCAAGACUGACACUCGCCUCGCCAGAAUCGAGCCCAGCUCCACCCCGAGUCUCCACAACUCGGCCGGGUCAACCCCCGAGAUGGAGCUCGUCGACCUUUUGAAGCUCCAGGGCGGCCUGUACGGGCCCUCCAAGAUUCUCUUCACGAUCAAGGAAGAAGAGAAAGAAGAUUUAGAAUCGGUUUGUUCUUCGGUGGAAAAGGGGCCCAGAAGGAAAACGAAUAGUAAGCGGAGGAGCUUGGAGGACUUUUUCGAGAUCGACGGCGACGGUGACUCGCCGGAAAUAUCGCCGGAGGUGGUUUCCACGGCCGCCGGUGAUUGCCAUUUGGAUAUAGAAACGACGCCGUUCUCCACUCCGUGUACUUCCCCAACCUACUUCACUCCGUCAGCCUCGCCGGCGCGUGAAGAAGGUGAUAGAGGUGUUAGAACUGUAUAAAUUGCCGUCACCGCCGCCGGCCGGCCGGCGAGGUUUAGCAGGCAUUGAUCUGACUCCUAGUAUAUCAUAUCACUACUGUAUUUUUAAUUUUCAUUUUUGUAUAUAUUUGAUUUUGACAUUUUACCUUCCGCCAUUAGUUUU